UGCAAAUAAAGAAAGCUCUCCCCUUUGACCGCUUCUUGUUCGUCUUCCUCAAUACACUGUUCUCUGUGCGUCUAUCGUCUGUAUGUUGCGACGGUGAUGCGUAGCUUUCAGGAGCUGUUGCCGUUAUACGCGACCAUCCUUGACUGCUGUUCAUCCACCAAGAAUUUGAGAAAGCUCAAACAAGCACACGCUAACACCAUAAAGCUCGGAAUUUCCCACAAAGACUUCAUACGCUCGAAGCUCGUCGCCUCUUACGCCGCCUGCUCCCAAAUGCUCGAAGCUUCCUUCAUAUUCUCGCUCACCAACCGCCAGCCCACCUUCCUCUACAACUGCCUCAUCAGGGGCUUCUCGUCCCUCGACCUCUUCUCUGAGUCCCUCUCUGUUUUCCGCCAAAUGCUCCUUGCUUCUAAGCCCAUUGACCGCCACACUUUGCCCGCCGUGCUCAAGUCCUGCGCGGGGUUAUCUGCCCUCCGCCUCGGCAGUCAAGUCCAUGCGGCGGUUCUAGCAAAUGGGUUUGCCUUAGACACCGCCAAUUCAAAUGCUCUGAUCACCAUGUACUCGAAGAGUGGGGAUUUGGGUAGUGCCAGGAAGGUGUUCGACCAAGUGCCGGAGAGGAACUCGGUUACAUGGUCGGCAAUGAUGGCGGGGUACGGGAUGCACGGGGACUUCGGGGAGGUGUUUGUACUGUUUGAGAAGAUGUUGAACCAGGGGAUAGUGCCUGAUGGAUUGAGUUUUACAGCUGUGUUGGCGGCGUGUAGCCAUGGCGGAUUGACAGACAAGGGAAGGGAAUAUUUGGAGAUGAUGGAGGGGAGGUUUGGGGUGAGGCCGGGAUUGGAGCAUUACACUUGCAUGGUGGAUAUGUUGGGGAGGGCGGGGCAGGUGGAAGAAGCCGAGGCGUUGAUAAUGAGAAUGGAGGUGGAACCAGAUGAGGCUUUGUGGCGUGCAUUGUUGGGAGUUUGUAAGGUUCACGGCAAGGUGGAGGUUGCUGAGCGGGUGGCUGACAGGAUCUAUGGGAAGAAGGGGUUGAUUGCAGCUCGUUCGUAGGAUCAUGGUCUGCUAAAUUAGAACUGGGCAUGACAUUUCUAUGUAGAACAAGAAGCUGUAUUGGCUUCCGGGGCAAGGUUUCCAUUGGGAACUCAAAUUCAAGGUUUUCAAAGUUCAGAUCAUGUUUCAUAUAUGCUUCAAUUCCCAUGCAUUUUUUUUUUUUUUUUUUUUUGGGCUCAAGAUCCCAUGCUUCAAAGGAAAGAAAAUUUGAUUUACACUAAACUUUGGAAAUCACUUAUUUCGUUAAGUAAAUAUUUCGUUUUGUUCUUUCUAGAUGCAUCGCCAAUUGUACUAGAUUUGGAAUUAACUGUUGCAAAUGGCCAACACAGAAGCUCCAUAACUUGGAGGCUAGCCCGGAGGAAACGAAUCAGAUGAUGAUUUAUUUACUACAAUUUUGCAUGAAUCGUCAAUGACACUGGGAAUAGCAAGCAAUACAGUCUAUGAAUCUCAUCAUGCUUAUUAAUUACACAAGCCA
This is a messenger RNA of Diospyros lotus (date-plum), 1519 nucleotides long. Its product is annotated as putative pentatricopeptide repeat-containing protein At3g11460, mitochondrial. The record is from RefSeq and is a predicted model, not a curated record. The transcript has a single exon. Gene Ontology annotation, molecular function: protein binding; RNA binding. Lineage: Eukaryota; Viridiplantae; Streptophyta; Magnoliopsida; Ericales; Ebenaceae. Gene Ontology annotation, biological process: RNA modification. Bases 97 to 1044 code for a protein of 315 amino acids.